Pieris macdunnoughi is the source of this 1497-nucleotide messenger RNA. The record is from the annotation of a GenBank genome assembly. NCBI's taxonomy places the organism in Eukaryota, Metazoa, Arthropoda, Insecta, Lepidoptera, Pieridae.
AUGGCACAAAAGACUGAGGAAGGAAUUAGUGUACGAGUCUAUACGUUUGUUGAUGACAAAGAUAAAACGCCAGAUAUAAAUUGGUGGCAAAAGUUCUGUUUGCGAUGUCACCAACCGGAAACGACGCCAUCUUCGGAGCCAUUGUGGUGGGGAAACGUGUUUCCGUUUCCCAUAUUCCCAACAUUUCGGCAAACAGCACAGCAGAUAUGCAUUAUAGUUUUCUUUUUGCUCAUAUGGGGAAUUCUGUUUGCGGAAAUAGGAGAACCCGUAAGCCUGAACGGCGAAUUGCUUAGUAUGACAUUACUGGUCAUUGCAUCGUACUUAGUUGGAUGGAUCUGGUUGAAAGUAACAACGUUACCAGCACUUAUAGGCAUGCUACUUACCGGAAUAUUAUUCCAAAAUUUACAUUUGGUUCACAUGACGGAUACUUAUCGACAACUUAAUCAGGAUCUUAGGAAAAUAGCCCUAGUGAUCAUUCUAAUGCGAGCUGGGUUAGGUCUCAAUGCCGAUGUUUUAAAAAAACAUUAUAUAGCAGUACUUCAAUUAGGCCUUCUGCCGUGGCUUGUCGAGUGUGUUGCGAUAGCUGUCAUGUCGCAUUAUCUACUAAGUUUACCUUGGAUAUGGGGAUUCCUCCUAGGUUCAAUGAUUGCGUCCGUGUCACCAGCGGUGGUAGUGCCAUGUCUAUUCCGUUUACGUGAAGUUGGUUACGGAGUGGCGAAAGGCAUACCCACUUUACUAUUAGCUGCUGCCUCCAUUGAUGAUUCAGUCAGUGUGGCUGUUUUUGCUAUCAUACUAAAUGCCAUGUUCUCUUCUGGAUCGACGACUUUCAAUAUUAUUAAGGUAAAUACUCCAAGGCGGGGUAUGGGGCAAAAUGUGACCUCCGUGAUCCCAGAAAACAAAAGGGGACAAAUAUGUGGUCCUCUUGCAAUCGUUUCGUCGGGUUUCAUGGCCGCAUACUUUUGGGAGAAACAAGGCUGGCCAGUUAAUAAUAACCCAGUUAGCAAUUUGUUUAGAAUUCUGUGGAUUUUCUUCGAACCAAUACUAUUUGCGUUUACCGGAGCUCAAGUAACGCUCAGUGCAUUAGACCCAGAUGUUAUAUCGAUGGGCGCUAUCUGUCUUUUGUCCUGUCUGGCGUUACGUGUAAUUGCGACUUUCCUAAUAAGCUUCGGCUGUGGACUUAAUUCAAAGGAAAAACUGUUUAUUGGACUAACUUGGAUGGCUAAAGCUACUGUUCAGGCAGCCCUAGGUCCAGCGGCCUUAGACUUAGUAAAAAGCGGUAAAUCGGCCGGCGACACACACGCCAAUGAAGAAAUAUAUGCGAAAACGAUACUUGCUAUGAGCGUGCUUAGUGUGGUUAUAUCCGCACCGGCUGGUGCAAUAUUUAUAGCAUUAACUGGGCCUAGGUUACUUAGUAAAGAAUCACAACCAAAAACAAUAGAAACCGUCGAAAGUAUUGAAACAAUUGUUCAAGAAAAUGGAAUGUCAACGGAUUUAUGA